Messenger RNA from Auanema sp. JU1783, 279 nucleotides. NCBI's taxonomy places the organism in Eukaryota, Metazoa, Nematoda, Chromadorea, Rhabditida, Rhabditidae. The record is from the annotation of a GenBank genome assembly.
AUGAGCCAUCAUUAUCAUCAUCAUCAUCAUCGCUGUGAUUACCCUCCACAGGAUUCUUGUCCACCAAUGUACACUAAUCAGCCUGGGUACCAGCCUGGACCUCAAGCAUAUUAUCCACAUGCAGCUCCCCAACCAGUGAUAGUCGAACAGCCAUAUUAUAACCGAAAUCACAGAGGAGGAGGUGGUGGAGGAGGAAUUGUAGCUGCGUUAUUAGCUGGGUUGUGCUGUGGUUGCUGUCUCGAAAACUGUUGUGAUGAUAUAUGCUGUUGUUGCUGCUAA